Racocetra persica is the source of this 230-nucleotide messenger RNA. The record is from the annotation of a GenBank genome assembly. Lineage: Eukaryota; Fungi; Glomeromycota; Glomeromycetes; Diversisporales; Gigasporaceae.
AAGAAAAAGAAUCGCGACUACGGAGUCUUCAAAUUGAUAAACAGAUUAAAGAAGACAGUGAAAAAUUCAAGAAAGAAUGUAAAAUUCUCUUGUUAGGGUCGGGUGAAUCUGGAAAAUCGACGAUAGUUAAACAAAUGAAAAUAAUACAUCAGAAUGGUUAUUCCAAGGAAGAGUUAGCGCUUUAUCGGAUAACAGUUUAUAAAAACCUCAUUGAUUCAGCACAAGCAAUU